This is a messenger RNA of Drosophila kikkawai, 5566 nucleotides long. The record is from RefSeq and is a predicted model, not a curated record. NCBI's taxonomy places the organism in Eukaryota, Metazoa, Arthropoda, Insecta, Diptera, Drosophilidae.
GGAACUUUGGCAGUCAAACAUCAGUUCGUAGCCGUACCCGCAGUUGAACGGACGUAGGUAAACCGCUGUUCUAGUCAACCAUAAAAAGAUAUAGAUACAUACGUACUAUACAUAUACGCACGAUGGGUCUACGAGGUUCCAAGUCAAAGAAGAGCUACGAGGUAGCAGCGGCCGACUCUCAGAGUCAGAGAAAGGCCUCGCUUAAGACCUCUAACCAGAAGAGUGCCAAGAUUGAGGAGUCUAUUACCCCAGUUCCAACUACUCCAAUCCCUCAAGCUGACCCACCAACAGUUGAGAAGGCCAACCUAGGCCCAGAAUGGCUGAAUGAGACGCAAUUUGAGGAAUUACUCACUACGAAUGUCAAUAAGUUCUCAAAGAUAGUGGGAUUCCGGGUGAAACCCGCAAUGGCGCCGGGAGAAAACUAUGCCACUCUUAUGCUGAGGAUCACAAUCGAUGUGGAGCUUACUGACAAAACCACCAAAACGGUGGCCUUUAUGAUGAAGGUUCCCCACAAAACUCCCCAAAUGGAACAGAUGCUGGCCAUGGCCAACUUCUUCAAUACCGAGAAUGCGGCCUACACGGAUAUACUGCCAAAACUGGAGGCUCUCUACAAGGCCAAGGGUGUGGACAUCACCUUUGCCCCCAAAGCAUACAGGUUGGACGCCACUAAGGAACCCAAUCUGGCCAACACGGUGCUUAUGAAUGACUUGGGCCAAAACGGAUACAAGAACCUGAAUCGCCUGGAAUGCCUGAACUUGGAGCAGACCAAGUUUGCUCUGAAGAAACUGGCCCAGUUCCAUGCGGCCUCGGCCGUAAGCGUGGAGGUGAAUGGACCGUUCCCAGACGUUUUCGUCAACGGAAUGCUGGGUGGUAACAAGGAAGCUUUAUUGGCUUUCUACGAGUCCAUGAUAACCUCUUUCCAAACGGCUUUCUUGGCCAAUCUAAAAAACUUCAAGAAUGGAGAAGACUACCGCGAGAAACUGAUCACGGCUUUCUCGCAGGUCGCCGCAGACUUUGAACAUUUAAUUAAGAGCGAUCCCACGGAGUUCAAUGUUCUGAAUCACGGCGAUUGCUGGAUGAACAAUCUGCUCUUCAAGCUCGACUCAAAGGGCGAUGUGGAGGACGUGGUGUUCGUUGAUUUCCAGAACCCCAAAUACGGUUCUCCCACGCAGGAUCUGUUCUACUUCAUCAUGACAUCAGUGCACAUUGACUUCAAGCUGGAUUACUUUGACUUCUUCGUCAGACACUACCACGAGCAGCUGACCAAGCACUUGGAUCUGCUUGGUUUUAAGGGAGCUCAGCCCUCCUUGCGGGAUAUGCACAUGCUGAUGUUCAAGUACGGAAGCUGGGCCCUCUUCCCGUCGAUCACGGUGCUGCCGGUGGUGCUCCUGGAUCCCAGUGAGUCGGCCACCUUCGACAAUUUCCUCGGUGACUCCGACGCUGGCACCCAGUUCAAAAACCAACUGUAUGGCAACAAGCGUUUCCAAGGUUAUAUCGAGAGGAUUCUGCCCUGGCUGGAUAAUCGGGGCUUAAUGGAGGCCUACACUCCGCCACCACCAGUUGAAACCUUGUCCACGGAACCCGCACAGCAUUCCCAGCCUAAAAAUCCCGAACAGAUCUUGAACUGGCUGUGUGUGAGUGACUUCAAGGAGAUAAUUGCCUCCAUUGAACCCCAGUUUGAGAAGAUUUUAAGUGGAUCUUGGAAAUCAGCUACGAAACCCGGAGAACAUUUUGCCUCUUCGCUUUUAAAGAUAGAUAUACAAGCGCAGUUAAAAGACAGCAGUACCAAGACGUUCUCCUAUAUUUUGAAAGUGCAUCCACCCAAUACCGGCACUGAUAACUUCACUGACUUUAACAUGUUCCCCAAGGAGAUCGAGAUGUACAGCAAAUAUGUACCAGCCUUUGAAAAGCUCUAUAAGGACGCCGGCUCGACGGUCACUUUUAGUGCCAAGUCCUUUGUUCUAACUAAGACUGUCAAGGAAGAGUAUCUGCUCAUGGAGAAUCUUCAGAGCAGUGGCUUCAAGAUGGCCGAUCGCAUGAAGGGAUUGGACAUGGAGCAUAUGAAGAGCUCUCUAAGGAAACUGGCCCAAUGGCAUGCGGCUUCCAUUAAGUACAAGGAACUCAAUGGACCCUAUCCCCCACUUUACAAUGAUGGUAUUUAUAUAGAGCAAACCCGAGACACUUUCCAUAACAUGUUUGCCUCCGCCAAGAAAUCGUAUAUAGAAGUCUUGGGAAAGUUUAAUGGGGCAGAGGAGUAUGUGGACAAGCUGUCUUGGAUUUUGGAUAAUCAUGUGGACCAAGUCCUGGAAGAUGCCAAAAUUGACGAGACAGAGUUCAAUGUGCUUAACCAUGGCGAUGCCUGGAUAAACAACAUUAUGUUCCAAUACGACGCCGAGGGGCAACUCAAGGAGACCUUCCUGCUGGAUCAUCAGAAUGCCAAAUAUGGCAAUCCAGCUCAGGAUCUGUACUAUUUCAUCAUGAGCUCGGCGGAGUUAAAUAUUAAAGUAGAUCAGUUUGACUAUCUGAUCAGAUGGUAUCACGAGAACCUCACUGAGCACGCCAACUUGUUGAAGUACAACGGAGUUGUUCCCUCGCUAAACGAAUUGCACGCCAUUCUGAUAAAGCAUCCAGCUUUCGCUGCUGGCACUGUCAUCAGUACCCUUUGCGUCUGUCUACAGGAGGCCGAUAAGGAUUUCAACACCGAAGCCUUUUUCACGGAAAACGAGGAGUCCGAAGCCUUCAGAUUGAAGCUAUUUGGCAAUGAGCGUUACAGGGCUCAUAUUGAACGUAUUAUGCCCUGGCUGAACAGAAGAGGUCUACUCGAUGCCUUCUCCACGAUGGGUAUUUUGUUUUCUAAGAGGAAGAGGGAAGACGACGAAGUGACAGUGAAGGCUUCAGAACCCGAAAAUCAGCCAGAUGUGCCAGUGCCAGUGCCAGAGAUUGACCAGAGUCACUUGCUGCCCAAGUGGCUAAAUGAAACGCAAUUCGAGGAAUUACUCGCCGCGAAUGUCGCUCAGUUCUCCAAGAUUCUGGGUUUCCGGAUGAAGCCCGCGAUGGCACCCGGAGAGAACUAUGCCACUCUUAUGCUCAGGAUCAGCAUCGAUGUGGAGCUCACUGAUAAAAGCACCAAGCUAGUCUCUUUUAUGAUGAAAAUUCCCCACGAUACUGCACAAAUGCAACAAAUGCUGAAAUUGGCCAACUUCUUUACCACCGAGAACCUGGCCUACAUUGAUUAUCUGCCCAAAAUGGAGGAGCUCUACAAGGCCAAGGGUCUGGACAUUCGCUUCGCUCCUCGGGCCUACAAACUUAGUGCCGACAAGGAGCCGAAGCUGGCCAACACUGUGCUGAUGAACGAUCUGGGCCAGGAUGGAUACAAGAACUUUAAUCGUCUAAACUGCCUGAACCUGGAGCAAUCCAAGUUCGCCAUCAAGAAACUAGCACAGUACCACGCAGCCAGCGCAAGGAUGAUUGAAGUGCAUGGACCCUAUCCCGAUGUAUUCGUCUUGGGUUCAAUGGGAACGAAUGUGGAACUCAUAAUGCAGUUUCUGGAGGGCAUGGUUGGAUCUUUCCGAACUGCAUUCCUGGCCAAUCUAAAGAACUUUAAGAACGGCGAAAGCUAUCGGGAGAAGCUUGAAAAAGCACUUGGGACCCUAUCCAAUUCGUUCAUGCAAGUGGGCGUAGUUGAUCCUGCGGAGUUCAAUGUGCUUAAUCACGGUGAUUGCUGGAUGAACAAUCUCCUCUUCAAGGUGGGCUCCAAGGGCGAGUUGGAAGACAUGGUCUUUGUUGAUUUCCAGAACCCCAAAUAUGGAACGCCAACAAUGGACCUGAUUUACUUCAUCAUCACCUCGGUGCACAUCGACUACAAGCUGGAGUACUUUGACUACUUUAUCAGGUACUAUCACGAGCAGCUGACCCUGCACCUGAACCUUUUAGGUUUUACCGGCCGGCAGCCUUCCCUGCGGGAGCUGCACAUUGCCGUGAUCAAGAAUGGUGGCUGGGGGCUGUUCCCUACAAUCGCCGUACUGCCUGUGGUGCUUUUGGACUCCACCGAGGCGGCCACAUUCGAAAAUUUCAUGGGCGAGAGCGAAGCCGGCACAAAUUUCAGGAACCUUUUGUACUCCAACAAGCGUUAUCAGCGCUAUAUUGACCGGAUUCUCCCUUGGAUUGAAAAUCGGGGCUUCUUGGAAGUCAGCAAUUUUACAAUUCCACUCCCAAAGGCCUCAGAGCCUGCAAUGGCAGCAGAGUCUACUCCCAAGGCUGCACUGGAGCCGUCCCCUGCACAGCCUGAAAAUCAGAACCAAAUCUUGGAUUGGCUUAAUGUCAACGACUUCAAAGACAUUAUCUCCCAAACUGAACCUGAAUUUGAGAAGAUUGUCAAAGGAACCUGGAAAUCAGCCACAAAACCGGGGGAUAACUUCGUUACAAACUACGCCUCCAGUCUUCUAAAGGUCGACAUAGAAGCGCAAUUAAAGAAUGGCAGCGUCAAGACCUUCUCCUACAUCCUGAAGGUGCAAACAUCCAACGAAACUAUCAACUUCUCCGACUUUAACCUGUUCCCCAAGGAGAUCGAGAUGUACGGCAAAUAUGUGCCCGCCUUUGAACAGGUCUACAAGGACGCAGGCUCUCCGGUCACAUUCAGUGCCAAGUCCUUCCGAUUCAGCAAAGAGGUCAGCGCAGAAUAUCUGUUAAUGGACAACCUGCAGACUAGCGGUUUUAAGAUGGCUGAUCGCAUGAAGGGCAUGGACAUGGAGCACAGCAAGUGCACCCUGAAAAAGCUGGCCCAGUGGCAUGCCGCCUCCCUGAAGUACAAGGAACUGAAUGGACCUUAUCCACCGAAAUACGAUAAUGGCAUCUUCUCGGAGAAGACGGCGGUUGUGUUCAAGAGUAUGUUUGUUAAGAAAAGGAACGCAUUUUUGGCUGAAUUGGCCAAGUUUGACGGAGUCGAUGAGUACCUGCAUAAAUUGCCACCUUUCAUGGAAGCCCAUGUGGAUAAAAUCAUAGAAGAUGCCAAAAUUGACGAGACAGAGUUCAAUGUGCUCAACCAUGGCGAUGCCUGGAUCAACAAUAUUAUGUUCCAACACGACGCCGAGGGACGCGUCAAGGAGACCUUCCUGCUGGAUCACCAGGUCACAAAAUACGGAAAUCCCGCUCAGGAUCUCUACUACUUCAUCAUGAGCUCCACUCACCUGGAUAUCAAAAUCGAUCAGUUUGACUAUCUAAUCCGUUGGUAUCACGAGAACCUGGAGGCCCAUGCCAAGCUGUUGAAGUACAGUGGCUUUGUACCUUCGCUCAAGGAAUUGCACAUCAUUCUGCUAGAGCAUCCCAUCUAUGCUGCUGGAACCGUGCUAACCACCCUGACAGCUUGUCUGAACAAACCAGAAGACAACUUCUCGACCGAUGCCUUUUUAAAGGACGAUGCAGAGGGAGCAGCCAUCCGAGCUGCGCUGUACAACAACGAACGCUACAGGGCCAAUGUAGAGCGCAUUAUGCCUUGGUUAAACAAACGUGGCCUACUCGAUGGCUAUGGCGAGGAGACAACCGAAUAAAAGAAAAACUUGCUUUAAGA